Molecule: messenger RNA, 2128 nt
Organism: Quercus lobata
Lineage: Eukaryota; Viridiplantae; Streptophyta; Magnoliopsida; Fagales; Fagaceae
Product: Transducin/WD40 repeat-like superfamily protein
Exons: 17
Coding region: 114-1646 (510 amino acids)
Biological process (GO): proteasome-mediated ubiquitin-dependent protein catabolic process
Cellular component (GO): nucleus
Molecular function (GO): protein binding; protein-macromolecule adaptor activity
Source: RefSeq, a predicted model, not a curated record
ACUAAAAACCAUCUCACUAAUGCUUCCUCCUUCACCUCCUCUCUCUCUCUCUCUCUCUAUCACUCUCUCUGCACAGACUCAAUCAGCUACAACAACAACAAAGACUAUUGCAAAUGCAGACCUCAAACUCACACUCCAUCUUUCACAACCUCAGAUCCAGAGAGCUCAACGGUUUCAGAGUUCGAAAACGAGCUCACAUAAGCGACGUCGCAAUGGGCAUCAAUGAGAUCGGAGCGGUGGCGGUGGAGCACCGCGGCGAGGAGACACCGCCAUUGGCUAUCUCAUUCUGCAAGACCAGUAAGAACUCGCAUAUCCUUGCGGUUUCCGAUGAGGACGGGUACGUGAGCUUGUUCGAUACUCACCGCAAGUUAUCAUCUUCUUCAUCCCAUCAAGAAAAUGCAGACAAAGCUAGGGUUUGUGAUUGGGUUGCGCAUCAUAAUGCGGUGUUCGAUUUAUGUUGGAUUAAGGAAGACACUCAAAUUCUGACGGCUUCUGGUGAUCAAACUAUGAAGGUAUGGGAUAUCCAGGAAAGGAAAUGUAUUGGAGUGUUGACGGGGCACACCGGAAGUGUGAAGUCUAUGUGUUCUCAUCCAAGUAAUCCAGAUAUUAUUGUCUCUGGUUCAAGGGAUGGGUCCUUCGCUCUUUGGGAUCUGAGAUGCAAUUUUAGUUCCAAAAGUUGGAAUAGGGAGCUUUGUAUAGGUUCAACUGCCAUGGUAAAAAGAGCACAUCUUUCCCCUCAAGCAAAACGCAUCAGGCGGAGCAAGGCAGCUUCUAUGAGCAUUACAUCUGUCCUUUAUCUCAAAGACGAGGUUUCCAUUGCUUCUGCGGGAGCAGUGGACAGCAUUUUGAAGUUCUGGGAUACCAGAAAUCUGAAAAGUGUGGUCACACAGACAAGUCCUCAUCCCCAGUCAACUGCAAAGGAAAGAAGAUUACAUGGUAUAUCAAGCUUGUCCCAAGAUUUAAAUGGAGUGUUUCUUUCAGCUUCAUGCAUGGACAAUAGAAUAUACUUGUACAACGUACUUCAGCUUGAAAAGGGGCCUUUGAGAUCAUUCUCUGGAUGCAGGAUAGAAUCUUUUUUUGUAAAGUCAGCAAUCAGCCCUGAUGCAGCUCACAUAAUCAGUGGUUCUAGUGAUGGCUGUGCCUAUCUUUGGCAGGUGAACAAGCCUCAAGAAGAUCCCCUAAAAUUGGAAAGCCAUGAUGGAGAAGUUACAGCAGUAGAUUGGUGUCCUUUUGAGGUUGGGAAGAUGGCAACUUCUUCAGAUGAUUUCACGGUUCGAAUUUGGAACACACAGAGCAGUUAUUGCUCAAGCACAAGAUCCCCAUCUUCCAUUCGAAGGAGAGUAAUGGCAAUCCCUAGUGCAGAAUGUAACAAGCUUAUGAAUAACGAACCAAGUUGUCUUAAAAAGGAUCCUGACAGUUUAUUUCCUUCCAAUGAAGUAUUAGUCCAAAGUAGCUCAUCCAACAGAAUCACGAUGCCCACAAUCAGUACUCCUGAGAGCCAGAAGAAGAAGUUAUUCCCAGGUUCUGAUUUAAAUGAAGCCUUUGAGAAAACCCCAGAAGCUGCAUUGAAGAGCCCAUCUUCUGUUUUGAACCCUCCUUCCUCCAUAAAAAGAACAAUCCGAGACUACUUUUUAGCGGCUUCAUAAUUUAUUGGUUUAUACCUCUGGUUUAAUUUUUAUAUACAAUAUGAUACUGAAGCCCACAUUUUACUGCUGGAUCAAGGGCUUGAGAAUAGAGAAGCAGGCGCAUCACUCUUUUCCAGAUUGUAGAGGCUGUAUUGGAAAUAUUGUAAAGCAGGAUACAGGAGGGUUGUUAGACCAUUACAUCUCAUCAAUAUUUACCUCGGAGUUCAUGCCAAUUUGGCGUUGGACAAAUAUUUGCCAAACUGGAAACGUGUUCACUGUGCUUAUAAAAAAUAGAGCAUUUUUGGAGCAGUUGUUUAAAAUCUUUGUUGCUCAUUCAUUGGCAUGAAUUUAUCAUGUAAAAUUUUUUGUUUUUUUUUUUUUUAUUUAAGGCUGUAAAAUAGUGAGUUGAAAAGUGAUGCCUGCAUAGACUGGUUGCCAGUUUGAAAUUCUGAAAUUGUGAAUGAACUGCCGGCAGCAUCCAGCUUCAAGGCUUCAUUUUGCCA